Suhomyces tanzawaensis NRRL Y-17324 is the source of this 1206-nucleotide messenger RNA. RefSeq lists its product as uncharacterized. The record is from RefSeq and is a predicted model, not a curated record. Gene Ontology annotation, cellular component: Golgi apparatus. The transcript has a single exon. Bases 1 to 1206 code for a protein of 401 amino acids. NCBI's taxonomy places the organism in Eukaryota, Fungi, Ascomycota, Pichiomycetes, Serinales, Debaryomycetaceae.
AUGUUUUCCCGCCAGAACGAGCUCGCAAAGCCGUUCGACACCUCCAAGGAUUCGUUCCAGGAGGAGGACUACUACAAUUUCGCCCAUGUGGACUCGCCUGUCCAGCUGGCUGGACCAACUGCCCUGCACUACAACGACCUGGAUGCCCUCGUCUACGACGACACUGCCGACAACGGCGACUCCAGGAGGUACAAGGUGGGCUCGCGAGUGUUUCUAGGCACCUCGGUGGUGCUGGCCAUGCUCAUCUUGGGGUGUGAGAUCUACGUGUAUGUUGCUAUCAACGUACACAAGAAGGCCAUCAAGUCCCAGCAGCGGUUUGCAGAAAUCUCCAUCUACUUGGCACUUUUCAUCUUUGCUGCAGUGUACCAGCUCUUGUUGACGGUAGUAGGGCUCCGCACCAAGAACAUGAUCUUGUUGGCCAUGUUGUGCUUGUUUUACGCGUGCAUGUUGGUGUACACAGGUAUCCAGUAUGAGGAAGUCACCAACGCCAUUUCGGCCGGAACUGGGUGGCACCGUGCCACUGCAGCCACCAACAUUACCACCAUCGUCAUCUUGGGAGUCACGUUGUUGGCCCAGCUGGCUAUGCUUUGGGGUCUCCGUAAACAGGUCAAGUGGGUCCGCUUCAAGAAGAUCGGAGCUGAUUUCUCAAUCAGGCGCAUGUACACCGUGUUCCAAUUGCACAGGUGCUUGCUAAUCUUUGAUUUCUUCUUCUUCCUUGGCUUCACCGUGCAGUUCAUCGUCAUCAUGGUCAACAACCGUUCAUCCACCGAGUUUAUCCUCACGGUGGUGGUGCUUCCAUUGACGGUGCUCAUCUUGCUCGUGGCUGACAUUGCGGCCACCCGUGAGAUCAAGUCCUUGACGUGUGUUACAGUGGUCGCUUUUGGAGGCGGAAUUGCCUACGUCUUGUUCAAGAUGAUCCGGUUGUACACCAAGUAUACCUCUGCCUACGAUGUGGCAGUGAAACCGGGAGCGUACUUCCCAGGAAGAAAGUCCAUGAUCACUUUUGGAGCGAUCACCUUGGCGUUGCUAUUCACCACCCUCGUGUUCGAAGUCAUGGUCCUCUUGAACUACGACCACGGGCUCCUUCCAUUAGUGAGCACCUAUUACGGUAAGCUUCCGGGGCACCGCAAAGGCAAGGCUGCCAGCAAGGCUGCCAUCAGCAUGGAGUCGCUUCCAAGGCAAGAUGACGACUCGUUUAUCGAUUAG